AUUUCUGUACUGCAGCAUCUUGUUUCUGAUUGGCUGAGAUUCACUGAUCAACCAAUAAUAUUGGCCGGCCGUCCUGAUGGCCAGCCUCAAAUUCAGACUCGUGUCUGGGGUUUCUGAGAGGAACUCACUAGUUGCCACAGCUGCUAACAGAAACUGAUGUUUCACGUUUGGUAUCGCUUUUCUAGCAGACAGUUGGUCAUCGCACAAACAGGGCUGUAAAAUGAACCAGUUCAAAUACAGUUUAUGCCCAGUGUGGAGGAAACCGGUUUUCAUUUGCCCCCUCCAGUUGUGACAUUUGUUAAUUCAACACAAACCAGGAGAACACUCAGAUCUUUCUCAGACCGUGUGUACACAAACACUCGGAGCUCUUUGCAGAGAGCUUUGAAUUCUUAACUGCUCAUAAGAGUCUGAAUAUUUCCAACUCUGUCAACACAUGCAUCAUAUUCACAUGCUGACUCAACAUUGCUGAAAUAUGAUGCUCUCUUUCUCUCUCUCUCUCUCUCUCCCUUCUUUGCAAGGCUGCAAUACAAAUCCCUCCUCUGUAUCUAUGGGAAUACAGGAGUGCUAUGUGUCCUCUACCCUCUCUUCUGAGAGGAGGGAGAGAUAGGAAGAGGGGAAUGUGUGUGUGUGUUUAUGUAUUUGUGUGUGUUGGGAGUGUGUGUGUGUAUGUGUGUGCUGCUGCUGCUGCAUCGCGGAGCUACAGAGACUGGAGGCGAGGAGAGCUGGAGCGUUUGUCCUUGAGACUGACUGACUGACUGCAGCUUUAGAGCGGAGGACCAGCCAGCCAGUGGAUGAAACUGACCAUAUCUGGGCAGGAUGUCAGUGAGGGGCUUGGACCCCACCUGUCCCCCUUCUAUAAAGCGUGAGCCCUCCAGCCCCAGCUCUCAGGGCGACGUCAGCCCGGCCCAGCCCAGCCCUGGAAGCUCUUCCUCAGAUACAAAUUCCAGCUAUGGUCCCCUGACAAAGGGCCACAAACACAGCAAUGAGCUGGACUCACCAGGCCUCUAUGGUCACACAGCAGGGUUGGCCAACAAUGGAGAAACAAACAGGUUUAGGGAGGAAGAAGGCCAAUUGAAGUGUGAAUUCAUGCUGGGCUCGGUGGCCAAGAGGGUGUGCCUGGUGUGCGGUGAUGUGGCCUCUGGUUACCACUACGGUGUGGCCUCCUGUGAAGCAUGCAAGGCCUUUUUCAAGAGGACCAUCCAGGGAAACAUUGAAUACAGCUGCCCGGCGUCCAAUGAAUGCGAAAUCACCAAGAGAAGAAGGAAAUCCUGCCAAGCCUGUCGAUUUGUGAAAUGUCUGGCCGUGGGCAUGUUGAGAGAAGGUGUGCGUCUGGACCGGGUGCGAGGUGGCAGACAAAAGUACAAGAGGAGAAUUGAUGCGGAGAACAGCCCAUAUCUGCACCCACAGAACACCUUGCCCCAGAAAAAAACAUUCUCUGUUGGUGGUGUGGUAGAGAACAAAGUAGUGUCUCUGCUGCUGGUGGCCGAGCCUGAGGGCAUCUUUGCCAUGCCGGACCCCACUGUACCUGAGAGCGACAUCAAGGCUCUGACCACAUUGUGUGACCUGGCUGACAGGGAGCUGGUGGUCAACAUCGGCUGGGCCAAACACAUCCCAGGCUUUCCUUCUCUUUCACUGGCAGACCAGAUGAGUCUACUGCAGAGCGGCUGGAUGGAGAUUUUGAUUCUUCGAGUGGUUUUCCGCUCGCUAGCCUUGGAGGACAAGCUGGUGUAUGCCGAGGACUACGUCAUGGAUGAGGAGCAGUCGAAGCUGGCGGGACUUCUUGACCUCAACAAUGCCAUCCUACAGCUGGUGAAGAAGUACAAAACCAUGGGGUUGGAGAAGGAGGAGUUUGUUGUCCUCAAGGCUAUCGCACUUGCUAACUCAGAUUCCAUGCAAAUUGAGGACUCAGAGGCUGUUCAGAGACUCCAGGACGUCCUUCACGGGGCCCUCCAGGACUAUGAGGCCACCCACCACCCAGAGGACCCUCGACGGGCCGGAAAGUUGAUCAUGACCCUGCCUCUCCUUCGUCAGACGGCUGCACGUGCUGUCCAGCACUUCUGCAGCAUCAAACAGGAUGGCCGUGUGCCUAUGCACAAACUAUUCCUCGAACUGCUGGAGGCCAAAGCCUGACAUCAAACAACGAUUAUCUUCAUCCUGACCCCUCUUGCAGAGGUUAGGAUGAGUGGAAGCAAAGGAUAAUGGGUAAUCGUGGGUAUGACACCAUGUAUUUGUUCACUUCAGCUUGCAUUUGACAAUAAAAUUUUGAAUUUUAAAUUGCUGGGAAGCAGCUGGAAUGUUCUUAGAGCCACACCUCUCCUACUUCCAAUGAAAGUCAGAGAAAAGCAGUCAAAUUUGCAUUUAGUGUCAUGGCGCCAUGGAUGUUGUCAGACUAAUUUAAGUGUCCUGACUCCCUUCUAAAGUUGAAGAUGGAUGACCAGACAGCAGAAAAGGAGAAGAACCGGCCUUCUAGAGAUAUUUACAUGCCAAAAGUAGAGCUUCUUUUGUUAAAAGAGCACCUGAUACUUGAAGAUCUUCAACAUGGAAGAUGGAAGGACCUCAUCCAUUUGGAUUUCUGUUAAUCUGCAUUCUAGUGCAUUUGGAGAGCCUUUUAAUGAUCUGAUUUUAUUUGUCCUUUUUAUAGAGAAAAGGUAAAUGUGUCCAAAGUCUUGCCAAAGAGUAAAGGCUCAUAUUAUGAAAUAAUACCAGCAAACGUCCACGAUAUUAUAUAUCAUAUAACCUGCUUUCCUGCUCUGUUUAUCGCAAAAUUAUCUGUCUAGUCACCACAUUCAUACAUAGGUGAUUAAACGAAAGUGAUUAGAUUAUCAGCGUCUCACAAAACAAAAACUGGCCUCCUGAUUUUAGUAUUUCAGGGAAUGAGUACUUAACAUGUCAUGAUACAACUUUACAACAGCAACGUGAUAUUUAUUUAAAAGCGGCUCUGUUCUUUUUUCUGUUUUUUAUUUAGUAAUAUAGCAUUCAUGAAGCGUACAUUCAAGCAAUUACAGUGGAUAAUUUUUUAAAGAUUUUUAAAUAUCAUUGUAAGAUAAUUUUAUACCAGCUUCUCUGCUACAGCACUGAUACCUAUGUAUACCAUAUCAUGAAAUUUAAGACAAACUGAUUAUAAGUGGAGUCUGUAUUUGAAGAUCAUAAUGUUGUAGAGUUGUGUAGACCCAUAGCUAUAACUUUAACUAUGUAAAGUGGCUGCCAUACUGUAGAGUCUGGAUUAGAGAGGGGUUUGAUGUCCUUUCUAUGGUAGAAGUCUAUGUCUAGGAUGAAAUUUGUGCACUACUUUUGCUUUUAGCAAUAAAGUUUGGGGAAACCGGUGAUGGCGCUCUGUUAAUCUGUUAGUGUGUUUUGUGUGAAGAGUAGCUCUAUCUGAAAUUUGUCUUUUUCUGCACAUGUUAAAUGAAGGUAUUGAACUGGGAACGAAUCUCGGUACAAUAAAAGCUGUGCUCCUUAAUUUACUUAAUGCAAAGUACUGUGACACUAUAAUGUGCAUAUUUUUGUGACAAGGUGAUGGCAGCAAUAUGACGGUUUAAAUGUAUGUUCUGUACAUUUUGCUGUAUAUACACGUCAUGUCUUUUGCCAACAAAGAUGUUUAAAGAUGCAACUACAUUUGUUUGGAUGAGCUGUGUUGUGCUAUUUCAUUCUCAGGUGGAUUCUUGGGC
Monopterus albus (swamp eel) is the source of this 3668-nucleotide messenger RNA. Its product is annotated as estrogen-related receptor gamma-like. Gene Ontology annotation, molecular function: nuclear steroid receptor activity; sequence-specific DNA binding; zinc ion binding. NCBI's taxonomy places the organism in Eukaryota, Metazoa, Chordata, Actinopteri, Synbranchiformes, Synbranchidae. Gene Ontology annotation, biological process: regulation of DNA-templated transcription. The transcript is spliced from 8 exons. Bases 817 to 2130 code for a protein of 437 amino acids. The record is from RefSeq and is a predicted model, not a curated record. Gene Ontology annotation, cellular component: nucleus.